Hibiscus syriacus is the source of this 2070-nucleotide messenger RNA. Its product is annotated as synaptotagmin-4-like. The transcript has 13 exons. NCBI's taxonomy places the organism in Eukaryota, Viridiplantae, Streptophyta, Magnoliopsida, Malvales, Malvaceae. The coding region runs from base 48 to 1754 and encodes 568 amino acids. Gene Ontology annotation, cellular component: endoplasmic reticulum. Gene Ontology annotation, molecular function: lipid binding. The record is from RefSeq and is a predicted model, not a curated record.
AUUCAUUAUAUUAUCAUCUGGGAUUCUGUAAAAAAAAUUAAAAGAAUAUGGCUUUCCUUUAUGCUAUGUUCAUUGGACUCACCACCGGAAUCGGAUUGAUUGUUGCUUUUGCUCGAUAUGAGAAAGUCCGAUCCUCUCGUCGUGCUCAUAUGGCAAAGACGGUUGCUUCAUUUGCAAGGAUGACAGUGCAAGAUACACGAAAAAUCCUUCCACAAGAGUUUUAUCCACCUUGGGUAGUCUUUUCUCAGCGCCAGAAGUUGAUGUGGCUCAAUGUGCAGCUCAAAAAGAUUUGGCCAUAUUUUAACGAGGCAGCAUCAGAGCUAAUAAGAGCUAGUGUUGAGCCAACUCUUGAACAAUACACACCGGCUGUCAUAUCAUCUAUGAAAUUUGGAAAGUUGACUCUUGGUACCAUUGCUCCACAAUUUACAGGUGUUUCGAUUGUUGAGAGUGAAAGCGAUGAAGGGGGAAUCACCAUGGAAUUGGAGAUUAAGUGGGAUGGUAACCCAAAUAUUGUGCUUAAUAUCAACACUAGACUUGGUGUUUCCCUGCCUGUGCAGGUAAAAAAUUUCGGAUUCACUGGGGUCUUUAGGUUAAUCUUCAAGCCACUUGUUGAUCAGUUUCCUUGUUUUGGAGCUAUUUCAUAUUCCUUGAAAGAAAAGAAAGAUCUUGAUUUUAUACUUAAAGUUGUUGGAGGUGAUUUAUCAACAAUACCAGGGAUUUCCGAUGCUAUCGAGGACACGAUUCGAAAUGCUAUUGAAGAUUCUAUAACGUGGCCUGUUAGGAAAAUUAUACCCGUUUUACCUGGAGAUUACAGUGAUCUGGAGCUGAGACCUGUUGGAGUAUUAGAUGUGAAGCUUGUGCAAGCUAAGGACCUAGCAAAUAAGGACAUGAUUGGGAAAUCCGAUCCUUUCGCCGAGUUAUUUGUGCGUCCACUUCGGCAUAAAAUGAAAACCAGUAAAACCAUUAAUAAUACAUUGAAUCCGAUUUGGAAUGAGCACUUCGAGUUCAUUGUAGAAGAUGCAUCAACUCAACACCUGACUGUAAGAGUCUUCGACGAUGAAGGGCUUCAGGCCCCCGAACUGGUUGGAUGUGCUCACGUAGCAUUGAAGGACCUUGAGCCUGGUAAAGUGAAGGAUAUCCGGUUGAAACUGGUCAAGGAUUUGGUGGUUCAAAGAGAUACUAAAAACAGGGGCCUGGUGCAGCUUGAGCUACUUUAUUGUCCUUUUGGCACAGAAAGCAGCUUUAAGAACCCAUUUAACCCUGAUUUCUCAUUGACAUCAUUGGAGAAGGCCCUGAAAACUGCAACAGCUGAAACAGAGGCCGUUGACCUUGACAAGAUCAUGAAUCAAAGGAAAAGUGAUGUCAUUGUCAGAGGAGUACUAUCAGUAACAGUUAUAGCAGCUGAAGAUUUGCCGGCAGUCGAUAUUUUGGGGAAGGCGGACCCUUUUGUCAUCAUCACAUUGAAGAAAUCUGAAGCAAAAGCCACGACAAGGGUUGCUAAUGAGACCUUGAAUCCAGUAUGGGACCAUACAUUCGACUUUGUUGUCGAGGAUGCAUUACAUGAAAUGAUAAUUUUGGAAGUCUGGGACUAUGACACUUUAAAGAAGGAAAAAAUUGGAAGAUGUAUUAUGACACUCACUAGGGUCCUUUUAGAAGGGGAAGUUCAAGACACAUUUGAAUUAGAUGGUGCUAAAUCAGGAAGGCUUUUGCUCCAUCUAAAAUGGACCCCUCAGUUAGUAUUCCGCGAUGCUUGAUCGUACUGAGAGAGGAUGAGAGACAAGGAAACAAUUUGCAAACACCUAUGAGGAGAGGACCUGAAUAAAUGCUCUGCUAAUCUGCAAGCUAAAGUUGUAUACCUUGUCAAUACCAAUAAUACCAGAGGCACCUUUUUUUAGAAGACAAUGUAAUUGAAACAUUUGAGGAAUAGAUCAAAAAGACAAUCACUUCAUAGCUACAUUAUGUUAUUGUAAAAGAUAUCAUAAUAUUCCUUUCUUUUAAGGGUGUGUUUGACCAUUAAUUUAUUUAGAUUUCAAUAUAUCUAUGUGGGAUUUUCAAUGUGAACAUCAUGAG